CACAAGUGUGCCUCCCGUGCUGGGCUCUCCUCAUUCUGUCUGGGGACAACAGAGAGCAGGAUGUGGCCACCUUAUCCCUCACUGCUGAAGUUUUCAGGCCCGUAGUCCUCUCUUUUCCUUGCCACAAUUUAGGUUUUCUGCUAAGAGCCAAAUGUGAAGGCUGUCCUAAGAAACCCGGAGCCGGGGAAGCUCGCCAAAGCUCUGCAAAGAGGGCCAGAGCCUUGCCGAGGGAAAGAGAGAAGGGAAAAGUUUUCAGUUCUCCAUGAAGCGUACUAUGUUCUGCCAUUCAUUCCCAAAGCUGCCAGAAACAUUCCUCCCAGGAAAGGUGGAGUUGGUGGUGAGAAGCCUGAGGUGAGAAGACAUCUGGGAGGACCGAUUAACCCAUUUUCUGAAUUUCCUAUGUGGGGCCAGCCUUAGAGCCCAGCAAGGCUCUGAGACACCCCGAAGAUGAGCACCAACGGCAGCAGCGUGGGCCAGCUCCUCUGGCAGGCACCCGUGUGCGCUGGCUGGAAGCAGGAUCUGGAAGGGGCUCUCUACCACCUGGCCAACUGCUUCUUGCUCCUGGGCUUCAUGGGGGGCAGUGGGGUGUAUGGAUGCUUCUACCUCUUUGGCUUCCUGGGCACAGGCUACCUGUGCUGCGUGCUGUGGGGCUGGUUCCACGCCUGCGGCCUGGACGUCGUCCUCUGGAGCUUCCUGCUGACAACGGCCUGUGUGCUCCAGCUGGCACACCUGGUGUACCGCCUCCGCGAGGACACCCUCCCUGAAGAGUUCGAGCUCCUCUACAAGACGCUGUGCCUGCCCCUGCAGGUGCCCCUGCAGACAUACAAGGAGAUUGUCCACUGCUGCGAGGGCCAGGUCUUGACUCUGGCUGCCGAGCAGACCUAUGCUGUGGAGGGCGAGACGCCCAUCAACCGCCUGUCCCUGCUGCUCUCUGGCCGGGUUCGUGUGAGCCAGGACGGCCAGUUUCUGCACUACAUCUUUCCUUACCAGUUCAUGGACUCUCCCGAGUGGGAAUCGCUGCAGCCCUCUGAGGAGGGGGUGUUCCAGGUCACUCUGACAGCCGAGACUGCGUGUAGCUAUAUUUCCUGGCCCCGGAAAAGUCUCCACCUUCUUCUGGCCAGAGAGCGAUACAUCUCCCGCCUCUUCUCGGCCCUGCUGGGCUAUGACAUCUCCGAGAAGCUCUACGCUCUCAACGACAAGCUCUUUGCUAAGUUUGGGCUGCGCUUCGACAUCCGUCUCCCCAGCCUCUACCACGUCCUGGGGCCUGCUGCCCCAGAGACAGGGGCAGAGUCCGAGAAGGAUGAUGAGGAAGUCCAUGAGCCGGCUGUGUCCCCUCCUCAGGCCAUGCCCACAUCUGUCCAGCACACGCCCCCUUGCUCUCCCCCUCCAGCUGCCACCGACCCUCCUGCACCUCCUUCCUGGGCCAGGAUGUCCAGGCCCGACAGCAGCGUCCUGGGUGAGGACUCCACCAGUCUGGUGCUGGAGGAUUUUGAGGAAGUGUCAGGAUCAGAAUCGUUCAUGGAUUAUAGGAGUGAUGGGGAGUACAUGAGGUGAGGGAAGAAUUAACAUGGGCACGGCCACCGGGCUCAGGAUCCUGUCUUCUAGAACUCCUUGCCAAAGCUACUCUCAAGUUAUGUCCAGGGGACGGGCCCCCUUGGCUCCCAUCCACACCCCUGAACUUUAAGGACCAGUGGGCCAUCUUUUUCUGGCCACGUUAAUCUUCACAGGAAGGUCGCUUGGAUGCACACCCCUCUCCUCACCCCCUGGAAGGCUCACUGGCACUGUCGGAGCAGACACAGAAGAUGCCAGAACGCAGUCACACCCCGGGCCCUGAGUGACUUUUAGAGAUUCACCCUCACCAGCCUUCCUUCCAGGAGAAGGCAGCCGAGCGUGCAAAAGCACAGAUUCCGUCCUUUACCGCCUGCAGAAUCUUGGGCGGGUGCCACAGCCUCCCCAAGCCUCCUCUGUAAGGCGGGGAUUAGAACAUCCACCUCACAGGGCUGUUGUGAGGACUUAACCAGUCAAUUCAGGAGAGCACCUGGGUGGUGGCGGGGCACCUGGUAAGCGUUCAAUAAAUCACUCCAUUCCUU
Molecule: messenger RNA, 2090 nt
Organism: Equus quagga
Lineage: Eukaryota; Metazoa; Chordata; Mammalia; Perissodactyla; Equidae
Gene: POPDC2
Product: popeye domain containing 2
Exons: 4
Coding region: 448-1554 (368 amino acids)
Cellular component (GO): sarcolemma
Molecular function (GO): cAMP binding
Source: RefSeq, a predicted model, not a curated record